Molecule: messenger RNA, 2116 nt
Organism: Vitis riparia (riverbank grape)
Lineage: Eukaryota; Viridiplantae; Streptophyta; Magnoliopsida; Vitales; Vitaceae
Product: NAC domain-containing protein 91-like
Exons: 6
Coding region: 98-1861 (587 amino acids)
Biological process (GO): regulation of DNA-templated transcription
Molecular function (GO): DNA binding
Source: RefSeq, a predicted model, not a curated record
CAUAUAGUCAUUCUCUCUCUCUCUCUCUCAUUUUCGAUCAAUGCUUCCUCUCUGAAACCCCUUUCCCAAAAUUUUCUUCUCUUUCUGGGUUUUAGGGAUGGCUGUUCUGUCUUUCAAUUCUCUGCCUCUGGGGUUCAGGUUUCGACCCACUGACGAGGAGCUGAUUACGCAUUACUUGCGCUUGAAGAUCAGUGGGAAUGAUGAGGAAGUCAGAGUCAUUCGGGAGAUCGAUGUAUGCAAAUGGGAGCCCUGGGAUUUGCCUGAUUUGUCGGAGAUCAGGACGAACGAUAUGGAGUGGUUCUUCUUCUGUCCCCGGGAUCGGAAGUAUCCGAAUGGGCACAGAUUGAACAGAGCGACGGCAGCUGGGUAUUGGAAAGCCACCGGAAGGGAUCGGCAAAUCAAGUCAAAGACGCGCUUGGUGGGGAUGAAGAAAACUCUGGUUUUCCAUACUGGGCGAGCUCCUCAUGGGAAGAGGACCGUUUGGGUAAUGCACGAGUACCGUGCCACUGCUAAAGAGCUCGAUGGUACCCACCCCGGCCAGGCAGCAUUUGUCCUCUGUCGCUUAUUUAAGAAGCAAGAUGAGAAAGCUGAAGGGUUGAACCCUGAUGAAAUUGAACCCACUGUUCCAUCCCCUACCCCAGCUAAUUCUCCCGAGGAAACAGAGUUUGAGGUUGCAUUACCUCAAGUAGCUCCAGUGGAAAAGCAAGAAGAAGAGCAACCUGGUUUUGCUGAAGGCUGUCCAGGUGAAAAUCCUGAUGAAAUGACCGCUGAGAGUUCCGUUCCUGUUGGUUUCUGCAGCAAUCCCCUUAAUGCCUAUGAUGAAGAAGACCCAUUGGCAAAACUAACAGCUGCUGAGGUGGAUCAAUCUCUGCAAGAGGACUUUGGCUUUUAUCAGGAUCAAAUGCUAGAGCAAUUAGAUUGCCAGCUUUUCUCCCCGGUGCAUUCGCAGUGGCAUAUGGGGUUAGAAUCUUAUGUGAGCUACCCUGGCACUGGCAACUUCAGCAAUGGGCACAACGGGGAAAAUGAGUAUGGCACAAAUGAACAGGAUCCUGAUGUUACUGAAUUUUUGGAGUCAGUCCUCAAGGAAAAUGGAUCAUGCAGUGAGUCAGAUACAGUGAGUCAAACACAGCUUGAUCUGGAGUUUGAUGCUUCUGCGGUCAUUGUUGAUAACAUUAAAACAGAGGCACUACAAGAGAUGGAAACAAAUAUCAGUGCUUUCAAGACUACCACUGGCAACAGUGCUGUCGAGUACAGUAGCAAUAUGGGUUUCUCAUGUAAUAACUUCGGUGAUGAUGCUUUCUCUGUUGGUUCUACUGUCAACCAGUUAGAUAAUUUGUUCAAUAGAUUUGAAGAAUCAAGCAGUUACACAAAUGCAGUUGGCAGUAGUGAUAUUACUGGACCUGUAAUCAAGAUAAGGACACGGCAACCACAAAUUCAAUCAGAUGCCAACAACUGUGGGCCACAAGGAACGGCACAGAGAAGAAUUCGUCUGCAGACAAAACUGGAAGUUGUUGGACAUGCUUGCAGCAUGUCAAGAGAUUUGAACUGCAAGGAAGAAGCUGAGGUGGGACAAGCUUCACAAAGCGAUACUAGUGGUACCACUGAUGAGAACCAGAAAAUUGAAGUCAAGAAAGUUGAUCAAGAACUGAAAAUGAGCAUGAGCCUGCUGAGGUUCAGGUCAAAAUACAAUGUUCUGAUGGGCAGUGACAAAAAGGUUCCAUCUGUGUUCUCAAAGGUUCGGGUUCCUCCUGCAUGUCACCUAAUUGCCUCGUCUGUUUCUUUGCUUAGGGUAGUUGGGCUUGUAGGCUUGUUUGUAAUUUUUAUCGGCACCUGGAUAUGCCGUGAAUAUUCAGUAGCGUAGGGGGCACUUUUUCUGUAUGUAACUCUGCCCCUGUUUAAUCUUUUGUAACUAAUUAUGAUACUAGGGCGGGAUAGAUCUGUUAGGUUUAUAGUUUUGUGACAUGUAUGUUAGUAUUUAUGUUGACUUGAUAGUGGGAUGUUACUUGAGUUGAGACUUUGAUGUACAGAAACUUCAACCUUGAGAGGUUUUAUUGUAUCUUCUUUUGUGAUGGAAGCUUAGAUGCAUAUAACUAAAAUAGAGCAUAUUGUUGUUGUU